AUGGGUUCCCAAGACGACUUCGAAUACGCCCUGAAGUCCAAUGAGUCAUGGGCGAACUACAAAUCGCAUCAAAACCCGGGUCUCUUCGAGAAGCUCGCAAAUGGCCAAUCGCCAAAGAUCCUCUGGAUCGGCUGCUCCGACUCCCGCGUCCCCGAGACCACCAUCCUCGGCCUGCACCCCGGAGACGUCUUCGUGCACCGCAACGUCGCGAACAUCAUCUCACCCACAGACAUCAACUCGCAAGCCGUGAUCGAGUACGCAGUUGUCCACCUCAAGGUCUCGCACAUCGUAGUCUGCGGCCACAGUGCGUGCGGCGGAUGCGGUGCCGCUCUUUCUGACGCGAGAGUUGGAGGUGUGAUCGAUGCGUGGAUCACGCCGCUCAAGGCGCUGCGGAAGCAAAACGAAGAAGAGUUGAAGGCGAUUAGGGAUGAGAAGAAAAGGGCUGUUAGGCUGGCGGAGAUGAAUGUGAAGAGUGGCGUGGAGAGUUUGCUCAGCACGUAUUUUAUUGAGGAGGCGGUCAGGGAGAGGGGGCUGAAGGUCCACGGGUGCGUGUAUGAUGUUGCUUGUGGCCGGAUGACAGAUCUGAAGUGUGGGAAUGCGGGGAAGAAGGGCGUUGCUGGCGUGAAAGAGGACGAGACGGAGAUUGUGAAGGGGAAUCAUGGGAUGCUGGUCUUUGGAGGAGAUGGCGCUAGUAUGACGAUUCGAUGA
Messenger RNA from Hyaloscypha bicolor E, 708 nucleotides. Its product is annotated as carbonic anhydrase. Gene Ontology annotation, cellular component: cytoplasm. NCBI's taxonomy places the organism in Eukaryota, Fungi, Ascomycota, Leotiomycetes, Helotiales, Hyaloscyphaceae. The transcript has 3 exons. Gene Ontology annotation, molecular function: carbonate dehydratase activity; zinc ion binding. The coding region runs from base 1 to 708 and encodes 235 amino acids. Gene Ontology annotation, biological process: cellular response to oxidative stress; carbon utilization; cellular response to carbon dioxide. The record is from RefSeq and is a predicted model, not a curated record.